GUCAGAGUCGUCUCCUGCUUGUCGGCAGACACGGCAGGAUCGUCCCAUGGUGGCUUCCCCAACAACAUGGGCAACCACCCUCGCCUGCCUUCCUGCCUUCCUGCCUGCCUUCCUGUCCGUGCUCCUUCCUACAUUGUUACCGUCGUACAGUACGGACAUCACCCCCUCCUCCCCUCCUUGCUCAUCACCUUGCUUACAGCUUUGUCCCAUGCCGUGGUCCUUGUUCGCCUUCCUCGUUUCCCUCUCGCCGGUUCUCAGUCCGCCACGCCCCAUCCUGGCUUCAAGAACAAAACCCGUGCAUCAUCCGCCUCUGUUUCUUCUGAUUCUGCCUCUCGUUAUUGUCCUCAAGUCUGCGGGUUUAAUGCCAUAGAUCAUUCAAUUGAGCUCCCCUUCGGUUCCUCUGUCCCAAUUAUCAAUUCAACACCAAUUCAUCUUUCUGCACACGCAAUUGAACCUCGUCGUCAUGGCCACCCCAAAGGAGCCAGGCCGUCAGUUCUCUUUUGGCGCUUCGGCGCACCGAAGGAGGCAGAUGAGCACUAUGCAUGACGCGGGCAAUCAUUUUGGCCCAGCUCUUACUACUCUCUAUUGUGGUAUCUCGGCCGUCUUUGCUGACUCCCACACCGCCGUUAUCGCCCUGGCAAUCCACGACACCGUCUACCUGGUCGACUUCACGGUUAAGUACAUCAAUCUUGACGAUGCCACACAAACAGGCAACGACGCCAUUGCCGACUAUGUCAUCAACACCCUCGAGGAUUACGAACAUGCAAACUUCGCCAAGUUCAUCGGUGCCGGUCUUCCUACGACCCUCAAAUACAUGAGCCAGUCUCUGUGCUCUCGUCUAUGGCUGGACCUUGACAUUGUUCCUGUUGUCUUGCGCCCCGAUGACGAACACAAGGAGAAGAGCUUCUGGGACAUUAAGCGCGUUGACGAGCAAGCCGACUCGAUGGCUCGCAAGUGCAUCAUGAACUUUGGUCCCUCACUGGUUCCACUGCUCCAGGUUGGCUGGAGAGGCAUUGUCCAGACCGACGCCGGAUUCCGCGUGCAGCUCAACACGGUUCAGAACCACAAGGACACUUGCGGCGCCUCGACCUGGGAUGCCACCAUGUUCUAUGCCAAGAAGCUUCGCGCGAACAAGAUAAAGAUCGCCUUCUUCAGUAGUACCCCGCAGGGAGGUGGUGUCGCCUUGAUGCGGCACGCCCUCGUCCGGUUUGCGCGUCUCAUCGGCGUUGAUCUGACUUGGUAUGUGCCCAAGCCCAGGCCCGGCGUCUUCAGGGUCACCAAGAACAUCCACAACAUCCUCCAGGGAGUCAACCAUCCAGAUCAGCGCGUCUCGGCCGAGGAGAAGCAGUCCAUUAUUGAUUGGAUCACGGACAACGCCAACCGCUACUGGCUUUCAGAGGGAGGCCCUCUGCGACCUCCCGAAGAGGGUGGUGCCGACGUGGUCAUGAUUGACGACCCGCAGAUGCCCGGCUUGAUCCCACUAAUCAAGAAGAUUACACCCGACCGGCCCGUCCUUUACAGAUCCCACAUCCAGAUCCGCAGCGACUUGACUGCAAAAGCCGGGUCCCCUCAGGAAGACAUCUGGCGCUUCUUGUGGAGCAACAUUCAGCAUGCCGACAUGUUUAUUAGCCAUCCCAUCCCCAUGUUUGUGCCAAACACGGUGUCUCGGGAGAAGGUGGUCUACCUCCCAGCCACGACCGAUUGGCUGGAUGGCUUGAACAAGCAUUUGAACAAGUGGGACACGGGCUACUACGGACACAUCUACAACACUGCCUGCCGCAACCAGGGAAUGACGGAGCUUCAGUGGCCAGCCCGCAAGUACAUUAUUCAGGUGGCUCGCUUCGACCCCUCCAAGGGCAUCCCCACCGUGAUUGACUCUUACGCCGAGUUUCGGCGUCUGAUGGACGAAAAGGGCGAGACUAGCAUCCCGCAGCUUGUCGUCUGCGGGAAUGGCUCUAUCGACGAUCCUGAUGCCAGCUUGAUCUAUGACCAGACCAUGAACCAGCUCGAGAAGCACUACCCGCAGCUGAUUAAUGACUGCAGCAUCAUGCGCCUCGAUCCCAACGAUCAGGUUCUCAACACGGUCAUCGCUAAUGCUCACGUUGUCCUGCAGCUUUCCACCCGCGAAGGCUUCGAGGUCAAGGUCUCUGAGGCUUUGCAUGCCGGCCGGCCUGUCAUUGCCACCCGUGCAGGUGGCAUCCCCCUCCAGGUCAAGGACAAUGUCAAUGGCUUCUUGGUUGAGCCCGGUGACUACAAGACCGUGGCAGGUCACCUCGUAGACCUCUUCACCGACGACGAGUUGCACAGGAAGAUGAGUCACGCUGCUGCCACAGGCGUGAGCGAUGAGGUGGGUACAGUCGGAAACGCACUGGGCUGGUUCUACCUUGCCGCCAAAUGGGCCGAAGUGGGUGUCAGGCCCGGGCUGCGCGGUGAUGAGCGCUGGGUCAACGACAUGGCCCGGGAGGAAGCCGGCAAACCUUACACGGAAGGGGAGAACCGUUUGCCGCGGCAGUUCACGCAGAAGAAGGACAUUGCCGUUGUCUCUGGAAAUCCCAAUGGCCAGGACGGCGAGAAGGGUCAGUAGAAGGACGCAAACCCCGAGCGACUAUCUAGUGCAUUAAGAUGUCAUGCGAUUCUGUGGGCGGAGUCGGAACAUUUGGAUCUUGUCAUGGAAGAGGGUUGGUUUUGCGACGGCGUGAUGCUUGGACGUAGAGAGAGAGAUGUUUGCUAGAUGAAGAUGCGCAACCCCACUGAUUUGCAUAAUGCGGCUGCGGUGUUAGUGUUACGUAUCUCAGCCGUCGCCGAGUUAUUUUGUUUAUUGGGCGAGUUCCACCACGUAAACGGAUGUUUCGCAGAAAGUGUUCAAACGUGGCAUCAAACAAAGCGAGUGAGCGCCGGGGUGACGACAGGUGAGUCACCCGUGACAGCGUGUGAAGGCACAGCCUGCCCCCCCCCCCCCCCCCCCCCC
Colletotrichum navitas is the source of this 2968-nucleotide messenger RNA. RefSeq names its product glycosyl transferase group 1. Gene Ontology annotation, molecular function: glycosyltransferase activity. The record is from RefSeq and is a predicted model, not a curated record. Bases 464 to 2584 code for a protein of 706 amino acids. The transcript is spliced from 5 exons. Lineage: Eukaryota; Fungi; Ascomycota; Sordariomycetes; Glomerellales; Glomerellaceae.